AUGCGGACGGCGAACCGCACUCUCCAGAUCUCCGCCCCCUCCGAGGACCCUCCCGCUGGCGGCGCCGCGCUGCCCAGCGACCCGCUCCGCCGCCUGGCCGAGACGGUGCCCUUGGACACACCGCAGAGGGCGCUGGUCGACGGGGCGCUGCGCCAUCUGGCGCAGGCGAUGUACUGCUCAGGCGAAGACCAGAGCGCCAUCGUCUGGCGGGAGUUGCCGACGGCGAGGAGGAGCAGCGGCGACGCGGGCGGCACCGCUGCACCCGGCGUGGCCGAGGGAGGCGCCGACACGGCCUGCUCGGCGAACUGCGGGGGUCAGAUGGCGUACGCGCGGCUGCCGUUCAGGAGAGCAGGAUUCUCAUCGCCAGCGUGGGGUCUAACUUGCGGGCCGAGAAGCGCAGAGUGGAGGGAGCGAAUCAAGUACAAGUCGUUCGAGGUAAUGCGCUGUCGGCACUCAGGACCGGCGAUGCAGUACGUGCUCAGGUCGUCGAUGCUAAAUUGGGUGCUCCAGUUCUGGAAGCUCAUCUUCUUCAAGGGGAGGCAGAGGAAGCGCAGGGGAGAGAUGGAGGUGUUCACCCACGCUUACCUGAGCCAGCCCUUCUCGGCCUGGAAGUGCGCCGUGUACGGGAGCAAGGACAGGCCCGUGGUCGGCGGCAACUGGAAGUGCAACCCCGAGAAGGCGGCCGACCUCGAUGGCCUCAUCGCCAACAUCCAGGCUUGCGACACUAGCAAGUGCGACGUGUACGUGUGCCCGUCUCCCCUGCACGUCUCGUAUUGCGUGGGCAAGUUCACCAAUGGCGCGGAGGUCACGCCGCAGAACUGCAACUUCAAGGGCUGUGGCGCCUUCACCGGAGAGAUGGCCGUCGAGCAGAUGAAGGACAUGGGCAUCAGCCAGGUGCUCAUUGGCCACUCCGAGCGCCGGGGCGAGAUCUUCCCGAUGGACGACAACACCACUCUUGCCACGAAGCUGAAGUACAUCCUGGACGCUGGUAUGAGCUGCGUCUUCUGCAUCGGCGAGCCGAAGGAUAUCCGCGAGAAGGGGCUGGACGCGGUACUGGAGGAGACGUGA
Messenger RNA from Prorocentrum cordatum, 1068 nucleotides. The record is from the annotation of a GenBank genome assembly. Lineage: Eukaryota; Dinophyceae; Prorocentrales; Prorocentraceae.